AUGACGACCAAACAACCCGUCUCGUUCGACGCCAUCAUUCAGGCUGACCGUCAGAAGAAAAAGCACGAGGAUCUGGCAAAUCAACUCCUCGGAAAGAACCGCAGAUCAAGCGCGCCAGGCUCGGGCUCUGGUGCCGGCAAGAAAGCGCAGAACAAAGCACAGAGUGUGAAGCCUGGAAGCUUAGCAAGCAGGAUUGGAGUAGCUAAGCGCUCCGUGUCAGCGACCGUGCAACCCAACAAGAACAAGCCUGCGCCUACUACGAACAACAACCGGACGCGCGGCAAAGCCAGCAAGAAGGAUCGCGUAAAUGCGGAUCAGCUCCGGGCAGCUUUCCAAUCCGAGAAUGGCCUAGGGAACGCCCGGCCAGGCAACUUCUCACAGAAUAGCCGUCUCUCCGGUGGCAGCAACAUGGCCAUCAAGGGUGCCUCGGGCCCAUUCUUUGUCGUCGGAAGGAACUUUGCGCCAGGGACAACAGCUGCCGACAUCCAAUCUGCUCUAGAGCCAGUAACAGGACCUAUGCUCAGCUGCCAGAUAGUAGCAAGCCAACCGAGUGUUGUGGCGGAAUUCGCAUAUGCGGAGAAGACGGCUGCAGAGCUGGUGGUUGCCAAUUUUCACAACCAGAGGGCUGACGGGAGAAUUCUCACAAUGACUCUUAAAUCGACGAGGGCUGCAACUCACCAAGAUCCCUUUAGCGCACUCCGGGCACAAGCUGAUCAGGAACGACUCCGAGCCCAUCGUGGCCCAGGCUAUGUGAGCGACUUGCUAGGCGAGAACCGGGGAAACUCGCAGACUGGCUUCUACAGUGAUGAAAUGAUGGUCGAUGCGCCGGCGCGGAACACCCAGAAGAACCAGAAUCCACGGAAAUGGCGUCGUUAA
This is a messenger RNA of Penicillium digitatum Pd1, 876 nucleotides long. Its product is annotated as RNA recognition motif domain-containing protein. Lineage: Eukaryota; Fungi; Ascomycota; Eurotiomycetes; Eurotiales; Aspergillaceae. The record is from RefSeq and is a predicted model, not a curated record.